This is a messenger RNA of Cloeon dipterum, 2026 nucleotides long. RefSeq lists its product as uncharacterized. The transcript is spliced from 4 exons. Bases 160 to 483 code for a protein of 107 amino acids. The record is from RefSeq and is a predicted model, not a curated record. Lineage: Eukaryota; Metazoa; Arthropoda; Insecta; Ephemeroptera; Baetidae.
CGGGGACUUACAGUCUCUCCUUGCCUGGCCGACUGUUCAUCUCGCAGGUCGCAAGCCUCUGCCGACUUCGCCACAGGAUACCAAAAUAUAAAAACCACUAGCUGGCUGAUCGUGUCCGUGUGGAUGUACAAGAUAUAUUUCUGCUGAAUAGAUGGCACGAUGAGUGUGACGCUUACGGUGCCCGGCGGCGCAGCGGCGUGCGGCAGCGCCGAGAUGACACACGAGGAGCGCGUGGCCGCGUUCAAGAGCGACCCUCAGCUGAUGGAAGCCGCGUCCAAGUUCGUUGCCGACGUGCUUGAGAAGGCCAAAGAGGAGGCCACCAGGAGGGCGCACCAAGCAAAGGUGGAGCGGCAAGAGAUGGAAAGUGGUGGUUCACGGCGAGUGAAGCGGACAGGGCCGUGGCACACGAGAGCAAGAGGCUUCGUCGCCAGACUAUUCGCGGCUAUCUGCGGCUGCAACUCAGCCACCGACGUCAAAGCAUAAGCUGGCCCUCCGCUGUCAACCCAGCGAGACAAUAACCUGUCUAAAAUCGCGACCAAGCCUCAAACCUCCCUCGCGAAUUCAUCGUAUCAACGCACGUUUCAUAUCCUCCGGAAUGUUACCCAAAUAACCGCGGAGACCUCGGAAAUCCUGGUAUCACGAAAUUGCUUUCCAGCUGGAUGUGAGGGCAAUUUUGCCUCCAUUUAGCCAGAGUGUUUCACGGUUUCUGCCAAUAUGAAUGGUCGCGAAUAAUUUUUCGAUAGCUGGUAGGACCGAUCACCUGUUACCAACGUACAUCAAGCAAGCAAAAGCGCCAGUACUUAAAAUGAGGAAACUUCACGAAGAAAAUACCAUACUAGGGCAGCACAUUUAAUAAGCUUGUUUUAAAAUAUACACGCUUCUGCGUGACUCGGAUCUUCAAAAAGAUCCUUCAGCCCUUCUUCGUGGGAAAUGUGACAGUUGUGCCCCAGGCAGCCAGAGGAGAAGUGGUCAAGAAGAGCGGUUUGAAAAAAGAAGCUGCGAAGAGUGGCGGCUGCUGUCUUUAGCCGAUUUUUUUCUGGGUGCCAGCGGUGCUAGUGUUGCAGCUUGAAGAAGUGUGUAGCUCAUGCGAGGUGACAAAAACGUGUUACCCUACUAUGGACUAUGCUGAGUGUACCGCGGUUGAUCGUAGAAAGUAAAUUUUUCGCCUGUCACUUUUCACUCAAACCCUUAUAUACCUGUGGUGAAAUGUCGUAUGUGAUACCAAAAAUAAUCAAAAUGCACUUGACCGUGCGCAAAUAUAUAGACGGAAAACAAUGUGUUGAUGGUUUCCUAUGUAUCUGAGCGGAGAGAUGAAGUUCGGGAUUGAUUUGAUCAGAAUAAUGAAAUUAUAAUAUGAUAUCAAACAUUGAUUCAAGUAAUUAUAGAGAAAAUUAACCCAGUGGGUUUCUGCAGGCAGGGUUUCAGAAAAUGUGGUCCAAUUCACAAGAUGAGAUUGCGUUAUGAAGGACUUAAGUUUCAAUCAACAGAAUCGUAAGCUCAAAAGACACUGUUAAGCAAUUUAUUCGCGUCGUUAAGACUUUUAAAUUAUACAAUGUACCCCAAACGAUGCAUGUCUACUUUUUUAUUUGUUCAUGUUGCUAUUGUAAUAACUUCUCUCGUUCGGACCAGAUCGACUUUAGUUGUUGGAAAAAUAUUAUGGCUGUCACAAUAACCUUUUGUAAAUAUAUUUUUCUAAAUGUCGAGCGUGAAAAAACACACGUUUAGCCGAUCGAUCCUACUUACGAUGUUGUUGCUCUUGUUGUUAAUGAGUAGAGUAAUUUAUGGAGAAAAAGAUUGUAUAAUAUAAAUAGCAGAAAAAAAUAAUUAUUAUGUUCAGUGUAAGUUGCUGUGUAUCCUUGAGGUGGAAUGCAUUAUAACAAAGAUGAGUAAUUAUAUCUUAAAUUUUGCUGCCAUUAAUGGUGAAAUAUACACACUGCGCAAUUCAUUAAUUGAUAUCAAGAUGGAAUAAAUCGAUUAAUUCAAACAAAAAAAGAAUAAAUGUUGAAUAUAUACAAGGGAAAGAAUG